AUGUCGGGCAAAGCGGCGCUGAAAGCUGUGCGAGCAGCUUUGGAAUCGAAAGAUUUCCAAGUUGCUGCUGAAAAAGCCAAGGAGCUUGUCAAGAACGAGCCGAACAAUUACCACGCGAACGUCUUCCUCGGCCUCGCCAGCGAUCGAUUGAAUAAGAACAAUGACGCAGAGAACGCUUAUUUUGCUGCCACUGCGAUCAACCCCAGCGAUAAAACUGCUUGGCAGGGCUUGGUCUCCCUGUACGAGAAACAGGGUGGUUGCCAGCAUGAUGGUUACCACAACGCAGUCAUUGCUCUUGGGACGAUAUUCGCCGAGAACGACGAGAAGGAACGCUGCCAAGAUCUGAUUAACAAAUACACAAAGUCGAUGAAGAGCAAAGGGACCCCGACUCAACACAAGCAUGCAUUGGAACUCCAGAUACCGGGCUCACCCCUGUAUGACUUCCUUGAGGGCCGGUUGCCCCGUCCAACCCAAACAUACCAGCGACUGAUUGAAAUCACCGAGCGCCAAGAAAGAGAAUUUAUCAAUCGUGAGAUUGGAGAGCGCAGAACGCGCCUUGGUGCUCGAAUCGAACAAGUCACCCAGGAAGUUCGGAAAGAAGCUGCCAACAAGAGUCGUUUGGACCAAUAUUACCAAGGAAUGAUUGAUUGGACCAACGACGAUGCAGUACGCCGUCAUUACGAGGAGAAGUUGUUUCAGCGUGCAUAUGAGGAACUUGGAGUUCUGCCUAACGCGGCGAAGGAGGCAAAGAGAGCAGCCGUUUUCAAGGCAGCACAUGACAUGGUGAUCAUAAAACAUCCGUUCGAACCCGCAUGGAAAGUUUUCCUGGGGUGGCUGGAUGUUCAGGAUUUCUCCCAGUAUGACGUGGGGCAUCUGCGUGAGUACAUUGAGUUCUUCCCAGAAUCUGGACUCUCGCAAGUUCUCAAAGGCUUUUUGUUGAGCGACCUAUCACCUUUCCCCCAUGAUCCCUGGGAUGAAACACAAGGCAAAGAUGCCAAGGAUAGCAAGGAAACCGCAGCCACUCAGGCUGAUAACAAAUCUGAUGACGAUGCAACUGCCCCUCAAGAUCCUUUCGUCCUUAUGGUUGAGGGCUUGAAUUCUGCUCGAGAUUCAAUUCUUGCCCACCGCAUCAUGGCAUAUGUCUACCUCUCUUUCGAAGAGUAUGAGAGCGUGGUCACUGUUGCUCGUAAAGGGCUACUGUACGUUGAGACCUUGGUCAAGUACAGUGGGGUCAAGAUCCCCAACACCAUCGAUGCCUUGAACAACGCACUUGCCAAUGCCCUGAUCUAUUAUCAAUCCCCCCGGCAUCACACGGAUGCGAAACAGAUAUUUGAGGGUAUCCUCGAACGAAACCCAACCUCCUCCAAUUGCCUGCUUGGUAUUGGUCUGAUUUUAAAAGAGGAUCAGGACUACGCAGAAGCUGUCGACUUCCUGCGCCGAUCACUUGAACGCGAUCCUUCUAACCUCAAGAUUCGUGGAGAACUUGCUUGGUGUGAGGCAUUGAAUGGCGAUCUGGAAGGUGGCCUAGCCAGCCUCCGGGCUACGCUUGAUGAUCUGCAGGAAGCUCAGCCAGAUAACAGGGAGUUCAAAUCCGAGCUUUUUUACCGCAUUGGGUACUGCCAGUGGGAGCUUGAUCCGUCCCCAGCCGCGCGGAAAGAUCGCAGUGGUGCUUACGCUAGCCUCUUUGCCUCCAUCCAAGCGAAUAUGAAUUUCGCUCCAGCAUACACGAUCCUUGGUUUCUACUACGCGGACUACAAGAAGGACAAGGCCAGAGCUCGCAGAUGCUUCCACAAGGCAUUUGAGCUGUCAACCUCUGAGAUUGAAGCCGCCGAGCGUCUUGCCAAGGGAUUUGCCGACUCGAAGGAAUGGGACCUUGUCGAAGCAAUUGCGCAGCGGGUGGUUGACUCCGGCAAGGCUAGGCCUUCCCCUGGGUCAAAGCGCCGAGGGUUCAGCUGGCCAUAUGCGGCACUGGGGUCUGUCCAGGUUAACAAACAGCAAUACAGCAAAAGUAUCGUGUCCUUCCAAGCAGCGCUUCGACUCGCGGCAACAGAUUACCACUCAUGGGUCGGUCUUGCCGAAAGCUAUCACCACUCUGGUCGAUACAACGCUGCCACCAAGGCUUUUGAGCAAGCAAAGCUAUUGGAACCUGAGCUUUCAGCUAAGGACAAGGAGCACGUAUGGUUUGCCAAUUAUAUGCUGGCAAACGUCAGGCGAGAACUUGGCCAGUAUGAUGAAGCUAUCGCUGCCUACGAAGAUGUCCUGAAAUCCCGACCUGAUGACAUUGGUGUGACUCUCGCGCUUCUUCAGACCCUGACUGAGAGUUCGACGAAGAGCCUUGGCCUGGGCCUCUUCAAUGAUGCGGCAGACCUCGCCUGCCAAGCUAUUUCGGUGGCCACCUCGCUGGCACAGAACCGAAGCGAUAUUUUCAAUUUGUGGAAGGCUGUAGGCGAUGUCUUCUCCAAUUUCUCAUACAUGAAGGCCAAGGCUGUAAAGCUGUCUGCUUCCAGUUGCAAGACUUUAUUGGCAAUUGAUCUCGACCCUAUGGCCCUUGAUGUUAUGACCGAUAUCGAUGGUGUCGGAACUGAUUGCCUCGCGGCCAAUGAAAGUGAAGAGUCCAUGCCAUCUGAACUCUACACUCACCUGUCCAUAAUCGCUUUUAAGCGUGCACUUCACGUCACCAUGCAUGAUGCUCAUUCUCAAGCAGUUGCCUGGUACAAUCUUGGUUGGGCUGAGUACUUGGCCCAUCGCACUGUGCAGCCGGAUCCGACCAAGAAAGGCAAGAAGUCUCGCAAGUUCCUGAAAGCAGCCAUGCGGUGCUUCAAGAGAGCAAUUGAAUUGGAGGCGGGCAAUCCCGAUUUCUGGAACUCAUUGGGUGUCGUCACUGCAAGCAUGAGUCCCAAGGUAUCCCAGCAUGCUUUUGUGCGAAGUCUGCAUUUGAAUGAACGCAACGCCCAAGUUUGGACCAACCUCGGAGCACUCUACCUCCUCCACAAAGAGGGCCAUCAAUCGUACAAAACCUUCUUGCGCGCGCAGGCCACCGACCCAGAUUACUCACUCGCUUGGGUCGGCCAAGGCUUCGUUUCACUUAGUGUUGGCGAGGCACAGGAGGCGAGGGGCUAUUUCGAGCAUGCCUUCGAUAUCUCGAAUUCGUCCGAUAUUCUCCCUAAGCGCCAGUUCAGCCUGACCCACUUUGAUCAUCUUACUGAGGCCUCCUCCUCUAAUGUGUCCGAGCUCAUCCAGCCAUCCUUCGCACUGCACCAACUCUGCAUCCAGGAGCCCUCUAACCUGCCCUUUGUGCACCUUUCCGCCCUGUUGGCAGAGAGAAUGGGUGAGACCGCAGAUGCCGAGUUUAGCUUGCAGGUUGUGUGCUCAGGCAUGGAAGACGAGUUCGAAAAGACCGAGUCCCCAGCUUCCCUGUCGAGGUAUUCCCAAGCAAACGCAGAUAUGGCUCGUGUCCUGCUUGCACGCCAAUCUUAUGAAGACGCUGCGGAGAAGGCCGAGCUCGCGCUCACCCUCUCUGGAGAGGAAGACGCUGAGAAAUUCGAUCCCGAAGCCUGCAAGAAGCUUCGUCUGUCUGCGCAUCUGACCGCUGGUCUAGCAUUUUACAACUUGAAGUCUAUGGACAAGGCAAUCGAUAUGUUCCGUGAUGCCCUCGAAGAAGCAGGGAACGCUCCAGAUGUUGUCUGUCUUCUUGCUCAGGUCCUGUGGGCCAAGGGCGGGGAGGAGAAUCGGUCUGUUGCUCGCGAGCAACUGCUCGACUGCGUGAUGAAUAACCCUACCCAUGUUGGAGCAGUCACCCUUUUGGGUGUCAUCGCUCUCAUCGAUGCGGACCGGGACGCCAUUGAAGCAGUUGAAUCAGAUCUUAACAGCAUGAUCUCACGCGAUGACAUCGGUCUCCACGACCGAGCUAAAAUCAUCAAACUCCUAAGUGCCAUCUCAGCAAUGGGACUCAAGGAUAACGCAGCCCUCCCUGAGAGCAUCAGGCGCAUGGGCGAUGCCACCGCUGCCGUGAUGCUUACACCCGGCCAACCUGCCGCCUGGUUGGAGUUGUCGGCAGCAUCGCGAAACCAGUACCCAUCCGCCAUGACUAUCAAACGCGCUCUGCGGAGCGUGCCUCCUUACGGUAAUCUCGGAGCCGAGGAUCUCAGCCGAGCGUACUCGCAAACCGGCAAGGUCGGUGACGCCUUCCGAGCGAUCAUGAUUGCCCCGUGGAAACGCAAUGGAUGGGAGGAGCUGACCCACAAUGUACCUACCCCGAACAUGUGGACGCGCUCUACAGGCCACGGACCGGAGUGA
Messenger RNA from Penicillium mononematosum, 4296 nucleotides. Its product is annotated as SKI complex subunit tetratricopeptide repeat protein SKI3. Bases 1 to 4296 code for a protein of 1431 amino acids. The transcript is spliced from 3 exons. Gene Ontology annotation, cellular component: Ski complex. Lineage: Eukaryota; Fungi; Ascomycota; Eurotiomycetes; Eurotiales; Aspergillaceae. Gene Ontology annotation, molecular function: protein binding. The record is from RefSeq and is a predicted model, not a curated record.